AAUUCCAGCAACAAUAUUGGAACAAUUUCUUCCCGUGUAACAAACCAACCCUCUCUGCCUUUGCAACCCCUCUUGGUAUUUCAUACAGAACAUUGAAAUCCAAAUUUCCAAUUUGGUAUCAUUGUUCGUGUAAUGGAGAUUGACACAACCCCAAUUGAUUUAUGCUCCAAGGAACACCUCGACCUUUAUCAAGAGUGGUUCAAUUAUGCAGAUGCAGAUGGUGAUUGUCGUUUUACCGGGAAUGAAGCCACCAAGUUUUUUGCCAUGUCGAACUUGUCCCGACAAGAUCUUAAGCAGGUGUGGGCUAUUGCAGAUUCAAAGAGAGAAGGAUAUCUUGGUAUCAAAGAAUUUGUCAUUGCAAUGCAGCUAAUUUCUCUGGGACAAGCUGGACACCCAAUAACACAUGAUCUUUUGACUAGUGAUGUUUUGAAAAACGCUAAACCACCCACAAUGGAGGGUUUGGAUAAAUUAAUUGCAAAGAAAAAGCGCAAACAUAAAGACAAAGAUCAUGGUAGCACACUGUCAUCAUCUUCAAGUAAUUGGUUUAAUGCAAAGUCAACAAAAAAGAUACCUGAGUCCUCUGUGACAUCAGUUACCGAUGGUUUGAAGAGACUCUACAUUAAGAAGUUGAAGCCUUUAGAAGUUACUUACAACUUUAAUGAUUUUGUAUCUCCUUUAUUGACAAAUAGUGAUUUCGAUUACAAACCUAUGGUUCUGCUUUUGGGUCAAUACUCAACUGGGAAAACAACAUUUAUUAAACAUAUGCUUAAAAGUGAUUAUCCAGGAGCUCAUAUUGGACCUGAGCCAACAACAGAUAGGUUUGUUGUUGUCAUGUCUGGACCUGAUGAGAGAAGUAUUCCUGGUAAUACUGCUGCUGUCCAAGCAGAUUUACCAUUUGGUGGUCUUACAAAAUUUGGCACAUCUUUUUUGUCCAAAUUUGAGUGUUCUCAAAUGCCUCAUCCUCUACUGGAGCAUAUUACCUUUGUGGACAGUCCUGGAGUUCUAUCAGGAGAAAAGCAGCGGACGGAAAGAUCAUAUGAUUUUACCGGUGUAACAUCUUGGUUUGCUGCUAAGAGUGAUUUAAUACUCCUUAUGUUUGAUCCUCACAAACUUGAUAUCAGCGAUGAGUUCAAGCGUGUGAUAGCAUCCCUACGAGGCCAUGAUGAUAAAAUUCGAGUUGUUUUGAACAAGGCAGACCAAGUUGAUACUCAACAACUAAUGAGGGUAUAUGGUGCACUAAUGUGGUCACUUGGGAAGGUGCUGAAUACUCCUGAAGUCAUGCGUGUAUAUAUUGGCUCCUUCAAUGACAAGCCUUUAAAUGAUGCUAUUAGUGGUCCACUUGGCAGUGAACUCUUCGAAAAAGAACAGGAAAACCUUCUUUCAGAUCUCAAAGAUAUACCUAAAAAGGCCUGUGAUCGAAAAAUCAAUGAAUUUGUAAAACGAGCCCGAGCUGCGAAGAUACAUGCUUGUAUCAUCAGCCAUCUGAAAAAGAAGAUGCCUGCCAUGAUGGGGAAAGCUAAAGCUCAGCAAAAGCUUAUUGAUAAUUUGGAGGAUGAAUUUGCAAAGGUACAAAAGGAGUUCCAUCUACCAGCUGGAGACUUCCCAAAUGUUGAUCACUUCAAGGAGACCUUGAAUGGUUACAACAUUGGCAAAUUUGAGAAAUUGAAACCAAAGAUGACACAAUCUGUGGAUGACAUGCUUGCUUACGACGUUCCUAACCUCUUAAAGACUUUCAGAAAUCCCUAUGGUUAAGGUUAUAAGUACUCACUUUGUGAUAAAAAGUUUAUAAAAUUCUUAUGGAUUGGGAUGAAAUUCCAUUCACAUUAUACUCAGUUUGUAUCCAAACAAAUACUAAGUUUGCGAGCAAUUUAGAUAGUGGCACAAGGAUAUACUAAUGUGACAUGCAUCAUCUAAUCCAUGUAUAUUCAAUGGCUUCACCAAUUGCUCUGCUUUUUUAGAGGGAAGGCUGUAAAAUAAGUACUAAUUAUCCGGUGCCUUUUAAUGCAGAAGGGUUUUUUGUUGUUCAAUGAAGAUGUAUUAGUUAUCUCAGAUAAUUUCUUUGUCUUGCGUGGCUCUAAAUACAAUAAACCAGUCACAUUAUUUUCUUGCUAUUCA
This is a messenger RNA of Lotus japonicus, 2115 nucleotides long. RefSeq names its product EH domain-containing protein 1-like. The record is from RefSeq and is a predicted model, not a curated record. The transcript is spliced from 16 exons. Gene Ontology annotation, biological process: endosomal transport; endocytosis. Gene Ontology annotation, molecular function: GTP binding; protein binding; calcium ion binding. Bases 133 to 1752 code for a protein of 539 amino acids. Gene Ontology annotation, cellular component: plasma membrane; intracellular membrane-bounded organelle; cytoplasm. NCBI's taxonomy places the organism in Eukaryota, Viridiplantae, Streptophyta, Magnoliopsida, Fabales, Fabaceae.